AGUAGGAGGUUCCAUGCAGUUAAAUACAGUAUUAAAUUACUGAUUUCUGCAGUUCCCUUGCUGACGGAGGUGGCGGAGCAGCAAACAAAAGUGCUUGAAACUAGUUUGCUGAACAGGAGAGAACCCUGAGUGUGGGGUUAGCUGGCAAGGCGGAGACUUUACACCGUGUAGCAAGUUCCAUCAGCAGAAUGACGGACCCCGACAUGGGCCUCCCUACUAUCGAGAGAAAGCCGGGGCUGCAGAUAUGGACCAUAGAGAAAAUGAAAAUGGUUCCUGUUCCCGAAAAGGCGUAUGGGGGCUUUUUUGAAGGAGACUGUUACAUCAUACUAUAUAACAAGAAAACCGCAAAUGGCUUCAUGACGGACUUGCACUAUUGGAUAGGGAAGGACUCCUCUCAGGAUGAGCAGGGCGCUGCGGCCUUCUACGUCACCCAGAUGGAUGACAUGCUCGGGGGGAGCCCAGUGCAACAUCGAGAGGUGGAGGGACACGAGUCCGAGGCCUUCAAAAGCUACUUCAAAAAUGGCAUUAUCUACAAGAAGGGAGGAGUAGCUUCAGGAUUCAGGCAUGUGGAGACCAACAUGUAUAACAUCAAACGGCUCCUUCAUGUCAAAGGGAAGAAACAUGUGUCCGCCACAGAGGUGGAGCUUUCGUGGGACAGCUUCAAUAAGGGGGACGCGUUCCUGCUGGACCUGGGGAAAGUGCUGAUCCAGUGGAACGGUCCCGACUGCAACGUGGCAGAGAAAUCCAGGGGACUGGCUCUGGCGCGUAGCAUCAGGGAUGGCGAGAGAGGCGGCCGUGCCCAGAUCGGCAUCAUUGACAAUGAGAAGGACUCGCCGGAUCUCAUGCAGAUCAUGAAAACGGUGCUCGGGGAGAGGCGUGGGGAGCUCCGGGCCGCCACGCCCGAUGAGAAAGCCGAUGAGCUGCAGAAAGCAAACGUCCGGCUCUACCAUGUCUAUGAAAAGGACGACGACUUGGUGGUGCAAGAGAUUGCCACCCGGCCCCUCACACAAGAUCUCCUCCAGCAUGAGGACUGUCACAUUUUAGACCAAGGGGGUUUUAAGAUCUACGUGUGGAGAGGAAAAGACUCCAGCAUCAGUGAAAAGAAAGCAGCAUUCAGCCGAGCAGUGGGUUUCAUCCAAGCCAAAGGGUAUCCUGCUACCACCAAUGUAGAAGUGGUGAACGAUGGCGCGGAAUCAGCGAUGUUUAAACAGCUCUUCAAGAGGUGGACAGAAAAGGAGGAAGCUCAAGGCCUUGGCAAAGUCUACACGACCAGCAAGAUCGCCAAGGUCGAGCAAGUGAAAUUUGAUGUCUCUCAGUUGCAUGCCAGACCAGAGCUAGCUGCCGAGCAGAGAAUGGCAGAUGAUGCCUCCGGGAAGGUUGAGGUGUGGAGGAUUGAGGAUCUGCACAUGCAACCAGUGGAUCCCAAGACAUACGGGCAGUUCUACGGAGGAGACUGUUACCUCGUCCUCUAUACGUACCUGAAAUCGGGCAGACCUCAUUACAUUAUCUAUAUGUGGCAAGGCCGCCACGCCUCCGUGGAUGAAAUCACUGCUUGCGCCUUCAAUGCUGUAGAGCUGGACAAAAAGUACGGGAACGAGCCGGUGCAGGUCCGAGUGACGAUGGGCAAGGAGCCUCAGCACUUCCUGGCCAUCUUUAAGGGCAACCUGAUUAUUUAUGAGGGAGGCACGAGUCGUGCUCAGUCUAACGAGCCCGAGCCCGAGGUCCGUCUCUUCCAAGUGAGGGGCACCGACGAGCUCAACACCAAAACCAUCGAGGUGCCAGCCCGGGCCUCCUCCCUCAACUCCAACGACGUCUUCCUGCUCAAGACCAGCCAGGUCUGCUACCUGUGGUGUGGGAAGGGCUGCAGCGGAGAUGAGAGAGAGGUCGCGAAGAUGGUGGCCAACAUCAUCUCCAAACGGGACAAGCAGACCGUUCUGGAGGGCCAAGAGCCGGCGGAGUUCUGGGUAGUGUUGGGAGGAAAGGCCCCCUAUGCCAGUGACAAGAGAUUCCAAGAGCCAUCUGUCCGAUACCAGCCCCGCCUAUUCGAGUGCUCCAACCAGACAGGACGGUUUAUCAUGACAGAGGUGGUGGGCUUCUGCCAGGAGGACUUGGACGAAGAUGAUGUCAUGUUACUGGACACCUGGGAAGAGGUUUUCCUUUGGAUUGGCAAAGCCUCCAAUACAUAUGAAAAAAAUGAGGCUAUUUCCUCAGCCAAAGAGUAUCUGAAGACCCAUCCCGCUGGAAGAGACUUAGCAACACCAAUAAUAAUGGUGAAGCAAGGCUACGAACCCCUCACCUUCACAGGCUGGUUCAGUGCUUGGGAUCCGUAUAAGUGGAGCGAUGGCAAGUCUUACGAGGAGAUGAAGAGCAGCUUAGGAGAUGUGUCGGGUAUAUCAGAGAUCACGGUGGAUCUUAACAACGCCAACCUGAACAAGAAGAAUGCAAACAAUAAAACUUCCAGCCCUGCUGGUUCCGAAGGGGCGAGAACUUUACCUGCCUAUAAACCACACCCCAACAACAGCGUCAAUAGCACCAGCAACCAUCACAACAACAAUGCCCCUUCGGUGGUGACCAAUGGGAAUGGAGCCUACCCCAGAGAGGUGCUGCUCCACAAGACAAUGGAGGAACUUCCAGAAGGCGUGGACCCCACUAAAAAGGAGUACUAUCUCUCCGAUGCCGACUUCCAGGAUAUCUUUGGGAAAUCCAAGGAUGAGUUCUACCAGAUGCCCCGAUGGAAGCAGCAGAACGAGAAGAAACAGCAUGGACUGUUUUAAAACAGAGACUGUCCUGCCCCCUGCUGGUUGUGGAACCACAUCCCGAUCUCAGUAGCCACAGGAGGGGAAUGCAGAUACUUGUCAAAGAAACCAGUGCAAAAACCAAAACCCACCCGCCCAAACCAAGCCAAGUGCAGCUACAGCCUCUAGGGUCAGACAGGGUUCAUGGAACUGCUCUUCCUUCCUUCCCCCCUUGCAAUUAGUGGGAUGUAGGGAGCCAUCACCCGAAGAUUUGACUCAAGGCUUUGAUAUUUUCUUCUCAGUUUUGUACCAUUUUUGCCAGGCGCUGCAAGGAGGUGUCAGGGCAGCAUUAGUGCAUCGCACACCGUGUGGUAGUGGCCAAAUUUUCCACAUCAAUGGAAGACAAAUACUGCAUGGGAGGCCGCUCAGUGGCCAUGGGGGUGAGAUGAGGCAGGACAAAUACAAAGACGUGGUGGGAACUGGUGCGGCCGAAGUCUAGUAAAUCCUUGCAGACGGAGAACUUCAAGCUCCGAUAAUUGGCUCUCCCCCAGUGAGGAAUAAGGAUGUUAAAUGGUCAUAACCUGAGAUGGUAAAAAUCCAUCAGAACUUGGCUCCAAAAUAACAUUUGUAAUUUAUUAAAUGAAUUAUUUGAAAGGAAAGCAGAGACAUAGGGCUGGGGGGGGAGACGGGCUCUCAAUCUCCAGAGCUGAAGUGGGCUGUGAUGUUUACAGUCAAAGCUGUGUGCUGAGUCCCUGUUCUGUACAGAGCCCCAGUGAGGAGAUGCAUGGACAGAAGGGUCUGCCCAUGUGCCUCUGAUUGCAGGCUCGUUAGGGAAGCUAUUAGCUUUGCACUGGUGUGACCAGGAGCAGAAAGUGGGCCUUAGAUGCUUUGAUCUCCACCUGGCUUCUCUGUCAUGCUGCCACCACAUGCUGCACUGGAUACGAAGAGCACACUCCAUAUCACGUUUUGAAUUUUGAUUUAUGGGCACAUGGUGAUUUUGAUUUCAUGGAUCCAGCUGUAAAAAAAAAAAAAAAAAAAAAAUCAGUGCAAAAAUGACUACAAUUUCAGCUUUGUUCCAGUCAAACCCAAGCAGUGAUUUCACAUAAACAACCAACAGGCAUGCGUAAAGGAUGCUCUUAAUAAAAAUGCAAACUACGGGCUCCUUUCAGUAGCGUAAACUC
Messenger RNA from Pelodiscus sinensis (Chinese soft-shelled turtle), 3916 nucleotides. It is a transcript of the gene VILL, whose product is annotated as villin like. The record is from RefSeq and is a predicted model, not a curated record. NCBI's taxonomy places the organism in Eukaryota, Metazoa, Chordata, Testudines, Trionychidae. Gene Ontology annotation, biological process: barbed-end actin filament capping; actin filament severing; actin polymerization or depolymerization. Gene Ontology annotation, molecular function: phosphatidylinositol-4,5-bisphosphate binding; actin filament binding. Gene Ontology annotation, cellular component: actin cytoskeleton; cytoplasm.